GAUUUUGUGGGUAGUUUGUGGUUAAGUUCGCCGGAUGCGUUGGACACCUGCCCUAUGUUCUGUAAAUACUAUAAUUUUGUUGAUGGAGAGGAUUUCGAAUGACAGCCGGCACAGUGGUCAUCACAGGUGGAAUUCUGGCUGCCAUUAUCUUGCUAACUAUUGUCACAGUUCUGUGUUACUGUAGGCUGCAGUAUUACUGCUGUAAAAGAGACGAGUCAGAGGAGGGGGAGGAGGAGGCUGACAUUGCCAAGGCAUCGCCAAAUCCACCGCGCCAACCGAGUCCACCUGAGAGUCCACUGAGUCUUCAACAUUUCCCUGAAUAUGCGUCCUCCAAUCAGUUGCUAAUGACUGCAGAGCCCUUUGAGCCCAACGGACCAGUAAGCUAUCCUCAAUACUUCCUGCGCGCACCCUACAGACCGCCCCGCUCGUACACUUUCUGCCCGGUCCUGCUCGGGUAUCUGCCGCUCUACAUGAGCCCACAGGAGGGGCUGCGUAAUGGGGGUGGCAGGAUCAGCUACAGGACACUGCAGCAGGAGGAAUUAGACCUGCCAAUGGAGGCGCCCUGCUUCCACAAACUCAACCUCAUCCGCUCUGUCACCAUGCAAGAAGUGCUGACUUAUCACAGCAUCAGCACGGAUGUGUAG
Messenger RNA from Sinocyclocheilus rhinocerous, 644 nucleotides. RefSeq names its product protein FAM163B-like. The transcript has 3 exons. The coding region runs from base 99 to 644 and encodes 181 amino acids. The record is from RefSeq and is a predicted model, not a curated record. Lineage: Eukaryota; Metazoa; Chordata; Actinopteri; Cypriniformes; Cyprinidae.